Molecule: messenger RNA, 4203 nt
Organism: Dimorphilus gyrociliatus
Lineage: Eukaryota; Metazoa; Annelida; Polychaeta; Dinophilidae
Source: the annotation of a GenBank genome assembly
UAUAAAAUAUAAUUUGCAGAGGAAAUGAAAUCAUUAUAAGUUAAUGAUGGUCAACACUGUCACAACAAAUAUUUCACGUACUGUACAUAAAAACUGGAAUAAUGCAGCAGCGAGAACGAGAUACUGUGUUUAAAGAACGAGAGCUCGAGAAACAAGAUUCUACAGCCUUUGCAAAGAAAUAAUCUAGCGAUCUAUAAUCGAAAUUAUGCCUUCUAUUUCCUAACUUACAGGCUACCAACUGCUUUAGUCAAAGAGUUCUAAGCAGCCAUAUAGACUCGUCUACGUUUGGUGAUAUUCCCUCUGCCAUGGAUCAGUGGUAUUGUUCAGGGAAUUAGUUCCAUAAAAGUACCUUGUUACGGUCUCAUUUUGUAAAUUUACUCAUUUCACUUACAUUUAAUCGUCUCUCUGUAGCCUAAAGGCUUAAAUAAGUAUAUUGUGUAAAGAAAGACUAAAGUCAUCCUUAUGGGACUAUCAUUUAGACUCAGAUCAUCUGAUAAGAGAAUGUACGAUCGACUGGUAUGCUCACGAUUCGAAUUAAUUGUCGUCCUUGUUAUAACUGGAGUUCUACUCGAAUCAGUUGACAAAGUUGACGACUCAUGGACGACAAAAGAAUUUAAAUCAACACCUACAAACAAGUCGGGCUUCUUCUCUUCACCAAACUAUCCAAAUAAAUAUCCUGGAGGUCAGCGAAUUUUCCUCAGAUUCAAAGCCCAAGAAAACGAACGAGUCAAGAUCAAGUUUGUAGAUUUUGACGUUCACGGCCUAUGGCCUGAGUGCCAACGCGAUUAUAUGGAAAUCUACAUAAGAGUCGAAAACAUCUCGGACUAUAACAAAUGGGAUCUUCAUAAUAAAUAUUGUGGAAACUCGGUGAAAGAAGUUCCGAAAGUUCUUGUCUCCUAUUAUCGAAUUAUUAUAAUAGGUUUAUUCACCGUAAAGAGGAGUCCCCAAGAUGCUCCAUAUGAUAGGAGGACGGGCUACAAGGGCUUCGCCGGUACUUACGAGUUUAUCUCUGACAGUAUUUACAACAUUGGCAAGAUAGGAAAUAGGAAAUCCGACUGUCGUUAUCUUUUAACGAAACCGAAUGGUACAGUUGUCUCCCCAACAUAUCCUGGUCAGUAUUCAGAUAACAUGAAUUGUGAGUGGAAAAUUGAAGGCCCGAAAAGGACAAGAAUAUAUUGGAGAUUCGAAGAUUUAGACGUUUUCGAUGGUGGAAAGCACUGCCCCUAUGAUUCGGUUGUUAUCUAUGAUGGCAAUUCUAUUAAUUCACCGACAAUAGGUACUUUUUGCGGAAAAGACUCUGGUUUAGAGAUAUGGUCUACUACAAAUAGUCUAAUUAUCUCCUUUACAACGAAAUCUGGCAGACAAUCGGAUACAAACAUCCAAUUUACGAAAAACAAUGAUAUUACUAUGGCAGGCUUCCGAGCAAUUUAUCGCAUUUCCAAUAAAAUUGUGUCCUUAGAUUCGAAUACCUUGACACAUGUCAGGGGAACUGAAUGUGAUGAACGCAUCAAAUCUGAAAAAGAAUCUGCAGGUGUCAUAAAAUCACCCCAUUGGCCAGGACCUGUUCCUACCAAUAUUACUUGUGUCUAUACUAUAGACGGUUUACAAGAUCUUCAUAAUUUAGAAAAAGUUAAGUUAAAUAUUACAAAUAUGACUAUUCCCAAGUACGGAGAAAAGUGCACUAGUGGAUUUGUCAAAGUCUAUCUUAGCGUACCAGAGAAAGUUGAGGAUAGUCUUUCAAAGCCUCCUGAUUCAACACUUUGUGGACAAGGUGUGAAAGCUUUUACAUCAGCAGGUCCCCGCAUGGUUCUUGUAUUUCAUGCUCAUAACGACAAAGAAUAUACAAAUCGACGAUACGGCUUUGAAGCAUCUUAUCGAUUUGUUACUGACUAUGCUAUACCUGGAAAACCUCUUUCAAAAUCUGUAUGCCAUUUUCGUUACUCUUCACGUUCAGCUCGAGUAGGAAGGUUCAAUUCACCAAGAUUUCCGUCCCGCUACCCUCCUAAUACUAAAUGUACUUACGAAUUACUAGGAAGAAGCGACGAAUGGAUUAGAUUAUCUUUCAAGAAAUUUGAUUUGGAUACAAAACCGGAUUGUACUGGAGAUGUUCUCUACGCAAAAGAAUACGACAACGGUAAAGAGGCUCUAAUAGGACGUUAUUGCGGGAAAUUACCUCCAGGGCCCUUACAAUCCGAUACGAGUAAGGUGAAGUUUGUCUUUCAAUCUGGGUCAGAAUCUGCUGGCUCUGGAUUUAAGAUAAAGUACGAAUUCUUCCGUCGCGUUAGACCCACGAGUGAUUCGGAAAUUUGUGGAGCUAACAACUUGGGCAGGGAAUAUAGAGGAGGAGUUAUAAUUUCCUCAAAUUUCGGUCAUAAGUAUAAGACAAAUAGGACCUGUGACUGGAUUAUUUCUGUUAAGGCUUGGGCUAGAGUGCUUAUUCACUUUUCCGAAUUCAAUUUGGAGGGCCAUCUCGAGAAGCAGGGCUGUGCCAAUGCUGUACUAAAAAUUUAUACCCGUAGAACUGCCCUCCCAACAUAUGAAUUCUGUGGUCCUCAAUUACCAAAUAGAACUUUUUUAUCUGAUGAAGGCUACAUGAAGAUUCGUUUCGUGACUGUUGAUAAGGCAAUAGGCGGAAAGGGUUUCAAAUUAAGCUGGGCUGCUGUAAGAAAACAAGGCAGGUGCGAACAGUUCAUAUGUCGUAAAUCAGGCUAUUGUAUAGACAAUUCACUAAGGUGCGAUAAAAUUCCUCAUUGCGGACUGGAUGACGACAGCGAUGAGACGUCAGAAUGCCCGAAAUACGGCCAGGAUUCCCUUUUGACUAUGAUAUUAGGGAUUAUAAUUGCUCUCGUAGUAUUUGUUAUACUCAUCGUCUGCAUCGUGCAUAGAAAAAGAAGGAAUGGCAAUCACAGAUCGGGCAAGAACCGAUGCAAACAGUUGGAAGUUAAAUACGUUACCAGGACAACAAACAAUGACCGUUUAAGAGAUGGAAGGCGAGAACUAUUAGAGCACACAGAAAAAGUGUCGAACGUCUAACAACAAAUCAAUCGAUCAAAUAUUCCGUUAGAAGAGAAAGAAAAGUUGAAUAUAGAAAAAGGAAAAGAACAAUGAAUUUGAUUCUUCUACUUAAAUCUCGUUAAAAUGGGAAUCAGAGAAAAAAAGACGCUUGGCUAAUUAAUUAUAGAGCAGGGUUCGAACUAUGCAAACUCAAUUUUUCCAGCCAUAUAGUAUGACAGCUAGAAAAUUUCUCUUGUUGCCUAGAUUAGCACGAAACGAUUAAUGAGAUUUCGUUGUGAUACAGACUUAUUAAAUAAUAUAGGCGGGUAAAAAGAAUAUACUUACGUCACGCAAUUGCGCCAUCUAUCAGAUAUCAUUUUUUUUUCGUAAACAAACACUUCUGUAUCGUAUACAAUUCGAUGCCGACCUUGCCUUAAUAUGAUGUUACUAUUAGCGUAUAAACGAUCCGUAUGCAAACUGUAAACAAUGUUCUUUGUGUACUUCAUCUAUGCGCGUAGUGUAUAUGUGAAAAUUAUAUUAGCUAAAGAUUUUAUCUAUCAAUAGCCCAUAGUUUCUCUUUUCAAUCAAUUUUCCGAUUAUUUCCUUGUAAACAUUUACUACAAAAUGAAGAAACUCCCCUUCGUUUCGAACAUAGGUUUCCUGCGUGAAACAUAGGCUGACAACUUACUUUUUUUUCACAGGAAAGGGCGGCGUUUGAAUAGAGGUAAUUAACGCACGCACACUAUGCGUUUGAUAAAUUAUGGAUGGCAAUUACUUGCCAAACUACUUUUUUACACACAAACCGGAGCGUCGGGGCGAAAAAGAGACACCGAAUUGAAAACGCAUUAGAAUCUUCCUUCACUUUAGUCUUUAUCCUUUACCCCUUAUUUACGUACCGAUUAGUUUCUCGCUACACGUAUUUAGUUUAGUUUUUACAGUUUCUCAAAUGUAGAGACAUUUUCCACGAAUGCAUCAUUCUAUUUUUACUACAAAAAAAUGGUUUAUAAGAAGGCAAGCGUCUAUUUAAAGCGUCGUUUCUCAUCUCACUCGUUUGAUAAAUAUAUUCACAAAUAUAUAAAUACUUUAUCACUUAAUAUGUUAAAAUCAAGCAAUUUCAUAAAUAUAUGCAGAUCCAUAUAGAUCGUGUGCACAGGUCUAUUUUGUUUAUUGGUAUGAUAGGCUGCAUUUAAUCAUAUGCUUUACUCGUUU